Molecule: messenger RNA, 1965 nt
Organism: Patiria miniata (bat star)
Lineage: Eukaryota; Metazoa; Echinodermata; Asteroidea; Valvatida; Asterinidae
Exons: 4
Coding region: 401-1057 (218 amino acids)
Biological process (GO): transmission of nerve impulse; regulation of AMPA receptor activity; positive regulation of synaptic transmission, glutamatergic
Cellular component (GO): AMPA glutamate receptor complex; postsynaptic density membrane
Molecular function (GO): voltage-gated calcium channel activity; channel regulator activity
Source: RefSeq, a predicted model, not a curated record
GACUACCUUCCAACAAAAGCUUCAACCGACGAUUCAACAGCAGAAAUUUUCACAUGACAAUGACGGCCGCCCACCUUACACGCACAGUGACGCACCAGACAAGUCACAAAGCCCUACAGUACCAUGUCCGCAUAGUGAAAGUAAUAGCUAAAUGUGGUACAAGUAUUUGUGGCGCGCGCAUACCUGUUGGACACCUGCAGACUGACGAGAUUAAUUAAUUGGUCAUUUCGGCGAAAUGGCACACGACACAUUGAUAUUUUAAACACGUAAGAAUCGGUGACCUUGCUGUGAAAACAUCGACUUGCGAUAUCAUUGACAGCAUUUAAAACUUUCAUGCGAAUCUUGGUGUGCCAGUGGGAAAAAGAAUCAGGAAAUAAACACCAGGCUUGCGAGAAUCAUCAUGCCGUGGCAUCCUCACACCAAAAUCCUGCUGGUCUUGUGUUUCGUCGGGCUGGUGGCCUUCCUGGCCACUGCCAUGGGUCUAGUCUCCGAUUACUGGCUCAUCUAUCGUCUCGGCAGUGGCACCACGGACGGUGGGAACUCCACCAACGUCAGACUGGCUAGCGCGGGGGUGUGGCGGGUGUGCUACCGGCCGGACGCGCUGCCUGAUGAUGGAAAACGAUGCCACAACAUAAAUUACCUUUCCAGAGUACAAGUAGAGAGUGACGACCCUUUGUCCCAGUACGCCUACCCAGUCCAUGGAAACGAUUUGUUGCUGCCAUUUUUGAUCCUGGUCUGUGUGGGUGUGGCUCUGGUCUUCUUGGCGGAAGCGUUAGCGAUGGUUUGCCUCAGGAAAAGAUCCAAAAUGAUGUACAUCAGUACAGCGUUUGUAUUCAUAGUUGCAGGGCUUGCAGGGGCAGCCGGCCUGAUCAUCUUCUCGCUGCGCGGGGCUCAGCUCCUCUCCGAUUGGCCGAGUCAGCAACAAGGGGAAUCCCCCUAUGAAUACGUCUCGUUCGGUUGGUCCUUUGCGAUCACAUGGCUGGGUUCGGCCCUGGCUCUUUUUAACAGCUGUGGGUACGUGUGGUUGGCACGGAGGCAUUUGGAUGCUAUGAUGUGAUCACGAGAGUGCUUUUAUACUUUUUUUUGGACUAAGCUACAUUUUAAAUUAUGCAAAAUCUGGUUCCCUCCGUGUUUCCCUGGAUUUCACAUGCCCUACUGAGUAGGUAUCCCAGCAUGCUUUGCUUGAACUUUGACCCUUCCCUUCAAACAUCAAGCUAUGCUGAAUAUCCAAAUUUUGUUGGAAAUUCAGCCAGUCUGUAUUUUCCUAUUUUCAUUAGUCAUUUUUCUACUACUACCACUGCUGUAAAUAUGGACUCACAAAGUGCAUGUAUUUCCAGCAAAUGUAUGCAGAAAGAAAAAUCACCUGCCAAUGCAUAAUUGAAGUAAUUAUCAUAAAAAAACACAUAUUUUUUGAUAUUUAAAAUUAAAAGUGCCAAAUAACAUUAGAUUUGAUUUAUGAAAAUGUGGUGUUCGUACACUCCAAAUUUUUAAUUUGUAAAGUUUUUAAUUUUAAAGACAUGUUUUUAUUUCUGUACUUAUUUUAAGACUGAAAAGUCUUUUUUUAAUUUUUAAUUUUUUUUUACUAUAACCUAACAAAAUCAAGGGUGGUAUUACUCUUGAAGACUGGAAACUGGUACAUAUGCAAAUUUGGCAUGUAUCAUAAAUAUUUCCAGCAAUAUUCAGCAUAAACUCAUCUUAUUUUACAAUUGCAUAAUUACCAUUCAUACCAUCUGUUUUGUUCCGUUCUGUUGGACAUCAAAUACAAAAUCAAGCUCGCUAAUUACCAAAACAUCUGCCCUUAUCAUUGAAAUAUGUAAAUAAAUCCCGAGAUUGAAUUUAGAUUUAUAUAUUGCUCUAGGUGAAAUGGACUACGCUUGUACGACACAAAGUUAGUUGCAUAUGCAUGUAUACAAAACAUCCGAACGUGUUUUAGAAAUAAUACAUUUCCAUCAUAUUUUUAAAAAA